AUGGAGACGCAGCCGCCCGUCGUGCUCUCGAGGCCAGACGCCGAACCGCGAAUCCGCACCUGGGACGCCGAGAAAAAGGACUGGGUCCCGUUGUCUGCACAAGUGGGGGACAGCAGCGAGAGCAGUCGACCGCCAACGCCGCCGCCCAAGUCGCCGCGGCACGUCGCGAUGCCCGCCGAGCCCCAUGCCCACGCACUACCGCCCGGCGCCGCAGCGCCGGCACUCAGCCUGCAGCCUGAACUUGCCUCCCUCGGCACGCGCACCCACACCGCCCGCCGCCGACCCGCGACGGACGAUGCGCCGUCCUCUGAGCGCGUGAAGGCCCAGAGGGGAUACACGCAUACUAGGACCAAGUCGCUGUUCGUCCGCCGGCGCGAGCCGGUCGAGCAGGCGCAGCAGGGCGAGCACGUCGUGGCGCCUUUGCCGCCGGUGCUCGCGCCGCGCCCGCAGAGCUGGUUCGGCGCGCUAGGGGGGAUGUUACGCAGGAAACGUACCUCGCGCGGUACCCCGCCUCCGACGCCCACAGACACAGAGACAGACACAGUCGCGGAACACGUAGCGGACAAGCAAGGCCCCCUGGACCACUUUGGCCCGCCCCCGCCCCCGCCGGAAUGGGAGCGCGCCGCGCUCGACGCGUACGCUGCGCUCUCUGUCAGACCUCGCGGCGCGCGGUAG
Messenger RNA from Vanrija pseudolonga, 675 nucleotides. RefSeq lists its product as uncharacterized. NCBI's taxonomy places the organism in Eukaryota, Fungi, Basidiomycota, Tremellomycetes, Trichosporonales, Trichosporonaceae. The transcript is spliced from 4 exons. The coding region runs from base 1 to 675 and encodes 224 amino acids. The record is from RefSeq and is a predicted model, not a curated record.